AUGUCUUCUUCUGAUACCUCCUCUCUUGCCAUUGUUACGGAUGCUGUCAUUGUUUACAAUCAAACGUUGCUCAACAUCAACAUGACCAACAUCACUAAGUUGACGGCCACCAACUAUCUCAUGUGGAAGUUGCAAGUCGAAGUGCUUCUUGCUGUUUAUGGUCUUCUUAGCCAUCUUGAUGGUUAUGGUGAGAUUCCUCCUGCUACGCUCACCACCGCCGAUGUUGUCUCUCCGAAUCCCGCUUAUGCCCUCUGGCUAAGACAGGAUCAGCUGAUUUACAGCUCUCUCCUUGGAUCUAUAUCGCUCUCUAUGCAGUCGAUACUCUCCCGCACCACCACCGCUACUGAGAUCUGGACGACUCUUAGGCAUGUGUAUGUGAAACCAUUGAAUCUCUUUGGCAUUGUUAACUGA
Camelina sativa (false flax) is the source of this 411-nucleotide messenger RNA. The record is from RefSeq and is a predicted model, not a curated record. Lineage: Eukaryota; Viridiplantae; Streptophyta; Magnoliopsida; Brassicales; Brassicaceae.